Molecule: messenger RNA, 1381 nt
Organism: Haliaeetus leucocephalus (bald eagle)
Lineage: Eukaryota; Metazoa; Chordata; Aves; Accipitriformes; Accipitridae
Gene: XRCC1
Product: X-ray repair complementing defective repair in Chinese hamster cells 1
Exons: 9
Coding region: 58-1296 (412 amino acids)
Biological process (GO): base-excision repair; single strand break repair
Cellular component (GO): nucleus
Molecular function (GO): damaged DNA binding
Source: RefSeq, a predicted model, not a curated record
GGAGGAUUCCAAAAGGAAGCUCGGUCCCUGCAGAGGGUUGUCUACAGGGGAUCCAAGAUGGCUCCAGUUAAAAUCAGCUACAUCGUGUCCUUCUCCUCGCAGGAUCCCAAGUACCCGGUGGAGAACUUGCUGCAUGAGGACAGCCUUCGUCCCUGGCUCGGCUGCCCCCAGGACCGCAGCAGGCAGCUGAAAGUGGAGCUGCAGCUGGAGAGAGCCAGUCCCAUCGGCUACGUGGACGUUGGCAACUGUGGCUGCGCCUUUCUCCAGAUCGAGGUGGGACGUUCCUCAUGGCCGCUUGAACAGUCCUACCUCACCUUGGUGCCCAGCGUCGCGCUGAUGACGCCGGCUGACUCGAAGCUGGAUCACAACCGCUGCGGGGUCCGAAUGUUUAAAGAAGCAGACUUCCUGGCACUGGCGGUGGGGCAGAAGUGGGACCGCCUGCGGCUCACCUGCAGCCAGCCCUUCAGCAAGCACAGCCAAUUCGGGCUGUCCUUCAUCCGCGUGCGCACGCCGCUGGACCCUGAGGACCCCCAGCCGCCCCCACCCUUGCAGCAAGGCCUGGAGGAUGCCAAGCCUGUGGACAGCCCCUGGCGCUCCAGCCCUGCCUUUUGCCGGACUUUCUUUCCAGAACCAUGCUCGAGCUCGAGGGAGGAGGAGCAGCUGAAGAGCCGCCUGCAGCAGCUGGAACCAACCGCCUGGAGCCCAGCCCGCCUCAGCCGCCCAGCCCAGAUGGUGCUGUCAGCGGUGCGGAGCCGGGCAUUGAGGCCCAGAGCCAGCACGGGCGUCCCGGGGGGUGACCCGGAGCUGCUGACUGAGGACCUGGGAGGCCCUCUGGUGCCAGGGUCUGCGCAGGACGUCCCUGCAGCCCCCACAAGAGCUCGCAGGCAGCCGGACAGCAGGCAAAGAGCUCCCAGCCCUGUGGGCAGGUCUCUGCCAGCUGCCUUGAGGCAGUCCAGGUCAGGAGGAAGAGCCAGAGCCCACAGCCACCGAGAGAGACGGGCCAGGAGGGGUGACAGUGGAGGGGACAGCAAUCAGGGGGAGAGGGGCAUCUGCCCCAUUUGCUCAGGCCGCUUCAGCCUGGAUCUACUCCCCCUACACGCCUCCCGCUGCGGGGAUGAAGACCCUGAUGCAGCCUGGCCUUCCUCCCCGCUGGCAGAGAUGUCCCCCGACACCUGGGUGUCCUGCCCCAUCUGCGAGCUGCCCUUCAGCGUGGCAGAGGUAGAGUGGCACGCCAGCACUUGCGGGGAGCAGGCAGGGACACCGGGCACCCUAUCCUCAUCCUACCGCGUGAGGUAGGGCUGUGAGGACAGCGGAGGGGGGAAACGACAAACCCCCCAUCGCGGCACUCAGGCUGAAGCUGCAUUGCUGCGGCUGUUGGAGA